Messenger RNA from Racocetra fulgida, 645 nucleotides. The record is from the annotation of a GenBank genome assembly. Lineage: Eukaryota; Fungi; Glomeromycota; Glomeromycetes; Diversisporales; Gigasporaceae.
GUCAAUACAAUUGCGAUGAUAAAUCCGGAUCCAAAUGUGCUCCUUAUGCAGUUUACAAAGUUAAAAAAGGAAAAAAAUAUAGAUUCCCAUAUUACGCCUUUUCAAUUGAUGGUCAUAAGAUGAAAAUAAUUGAAGUUGAAGGAACUUUGAUUAAACCCGUCGAAGUUAAUCAAAUUGGUCUUCAUAUAGCUCAACGAUACUCUGUAAUAGUUGAAGCUAAUCAAGAUGGUGGAAACUUCUGGAUGCGCGCUAAUAUGUCUGAAUCAUGUAUUGCUAACAAUAAUCAGACUAUUAAUUCUGGUUCACUUCUCAAACAUGAUAUUCGCGGCAUCCUCUCUUAUGAAGGUUCCGAUGAUAAAGAUCCUAAUUCUCAAGCAUUUCCUGAUGAAGUUACUCCAUGUAGAAAUCUUGACAGUAAUAAAUUAAAACCAUUAGCAGAUACCCCAUGCCCUGAUAAAACUGAUUCUCUUUCACUCAACGUAACAUUUGGCCGUAAUGCACAAACUAAUGUAUCUGAAGCAAGAAUAAACAAUUCAAGUUACUCUCCAACUUAUUCCAACCCAACACUUUUGGACAUUAUUGAAAAACAUAUUGAUGCAAAAACUUUGCCAAAAUCACAAAACGCAGCUGAAUAUGACAAAGAUG